GUCAAAUGUCAAAAUACAGCGAAUCAGUAUUCAGUUGUCAAAAAUUGUACUUUGUGCUAUCGUCACCGGUGUACAUAAUAUAAUAGUUUUAUUUUUUACAAUAAUAUAUUGCAUAUAAAAUGGCUACCACAGUGGCACUCAAAGGCUUCGAAGAAUUUUGUAAAUAUGUCGACAGUAUUGAUCCCAAGGGACCACCAGCGCUAAUUUAUUUCAGCGGAUCCAAGUUACCUGACGGGAACAGUUGGUGUCCGGACUGUGUUGAAGCGGAACCAAUAGUUAAAGCAUUCAUUGGGGAACUUCAGAAGGACAUCAUCUUUGUGUAUGUGGAUGUCGGAGAUCGGGACUAUUGGAAAGACAAGGCGUGUCCGUUCAGAACCGACGCGCGCUGCAAGCUGAUGGUGAUACCCACCAUCAUCAAGUGGAAGGGAGUGCAGAGGCUGGAGGGCAGCCAGUGCACCAAGCGGGAGCUCUUGCAAAUGUUGUUUGAAGACGAUGAUUAGAUGCUUUUCAGUGUUUUGUACAUUUCAUAUAACGUGGAAUAAGCGAUUGUCAAAUGUCUAAUAUUACUAGAAAUAUUUAGGAAUUACAUGCGUCCAUGGUGUGUAUGGUUUUUAUUCCUGAGGCCGGCAGACAAAAAAAAUGUCGCGUAAUUGUGGCGUAACUUUGAAAGCCUUGAAACGAAACACUCGAAUCAUGAAAAAAAUAAUAUUUAAUUUACCCAGAAAUGUCAUUGGUUCCUCAUAUUGCUAAUGUAUGAAAUUUGACAGUCUCAUCAUAUAUACAUUUUGUAUAAUAUAUCAAGUAAUCUUAAGCAAGUUGCAUUUAUAAAUAAAAGUAUUUUUCUUUA
Manduca sexta (tobacco hornworm) is the source of this 847-nucleotide messenger RNA. RefSeq names its product thioredoxin domain-containing protein 17. The transcript has 3 exons. Gene Ontology annotation, molecular function: protein-disulfide reductase [NAD(P)H] activity. The record is from RefSeq and is a predicted model, not a curated record. Gene Ontology annotation, cellular component: cytosol. Lineage: Eukaryota; Metazoa; Arthropoda; Insecta; Lepidoptera; Sphingidae. Bases 120 to 500 code for a protein of 126 amino acids.